AUGGAUAACAGGAAGGAGCUUCACAUAAUUGUUUUCCCAUGGAUUGCAUUUGGUCACAUGAUUCCAUUCCUGGAGCUUUCAAAGCACUUGGCUACCAAGGGACACCACAUAUCGUAUGUAUCUGCUCCAUUAAAUCUUAAGCGCCUCCUCCCUAAAAUCCCUCAAAACUUAGUUCCAUUAAUCAAGCUAGUUCCUCUUCCAUUGCCUCGAAUUGAAAAGCUACCCCCUGAUGCUGAGGCCACCUCAGACGUGCCCUUUGAUGAUGUACAGUUACUCAAGAAAGCCUAUGACGGCCUAAAAGAGCCGUUGGAAAGGUUUCUGGAAGCUUCUUCUCCAAUAGACUGGAUCAUCUAUGACUUCCCUAGCUACUGGCUACCUCCAAUUGCUGACAAACUAGGUAUUCGCAAAGUCUUCCUUUCAUUAAUGAAUGGCUGGAGCUCUGCAACUUUCGGUCCAGCAUCAAAUAUGAUCAAGGAUGGUGCUGGGACAUGGAGUAACCCUGAGACCCUGACUAGUCCACUCGAGUGGAUCCCAUUCCCAAACAAAGUUGUUUACCGGUUCCACGAAGCAAAGAAGAGCAUUAGUGCUGCACACCCAAAUGCUUCUGGUGUAUCAGAUAUGUUCCGUAGUGGAUCUUCAGUGCGUGACUGUGAUGUAUUUGCCAUACGUAGUUGCAGGGAGCUUGAAACUGAAUACUUGCAACUUCUAGAAAAGCUUCACAGAAAGCCUGUAAUUCCUGUAGGCUUGUUGCCAACCUUGGUAGAAGAAGGAAAAAGGGGUAAUGAUGAUACCUGGCAGUCAAUUAAGGGUUGGCUGAACAAACACAUAAAUGGUUCAGUGGUUUAUGUAGCCUUAGGGAGCGAGUUUGUUCCAAGUCAAGAUGACAUCACCGAGUUGGCACUUGGAUUGGAGCUGUCCAUGCUGUCCUUCUUCUGGGCUCUACCGAAACAAGCAACUACACAGAUAGAGCUUCCGAAUGGGUUUGAAGAGAGAACACGAGAUCAGGGUUUGGUUUGGAAAAAUUGGGCACCUCAAAGCAAAAUAUUGGCUCAUGACUCAGUGGGAGCUUUCUUGACUCAUUGUGGUUGGAGUUCCAUAAUAGAGGGACUUCAGUUCGGAAGACCGCUGGUUAUGCUACCAUUUGUCUUGGAUCAAGGGAUAAACGCAAGAGUUAUGGAAGAGAAGAAAGUUGGAAUAGAAAUACCAAGGAACAGUAAAGAUGGAUCAUUCACUAAAAAUUCAGUAGCAGAAUCACUGAAGGUGGUGUUUGAGGACAUAUUUGGAAAGAUCUACAGAGAUGAGGCAAAGAAAAUGAGCAGAAUUGUUGCUGAUAAAGACUUGCAAAACCAAUAUGUGGAGAAUUUCGAGGAGUACCUUUACAACAACAGACCCAUACCUGAGGCCUAA
Molecule: messenger RNA, 1407 nt
Organism: Spinacia oleracea (spinach)
Lineage: Eukaryota; Viridiplantae; Streptophyta; Magnoliopsida; Caryophyllales; Amaranthaceae
Product: putative UDP-rhamnose:rhamnosyltransferase 1
Exons: 1
Coding region: 1-1407 (468 amino acids)
Molecular function (GO): UDP-glucosyltransferase activity
Source: RefSeq, a predicted model, not a curated record